UUUCCCGACCUUUAGGCUUAGCAUUUUAGGCGUGAGGGGCGGGGCAGUGGGCCACUAGGAGGAACAGGUACAGAAUCACCACCGAAAAUGGGAGUGUGCUGCAGCCUUCGCGUUACAUUACCACGGUUGUCGACUCCCACGCUCAGCUGGGGUGGAGGCAACCCGGUGGUGUGACUAGCUGCGUACUGACCAAUGUGAGCAACCGUAGCAUUGUCGCGAGGAGGAGGGAACAGCAGUCCGGAGACCGGUGGAUUCGCAACGCGAGAAGCCGGAGAAGGGGUCAGACCGCAACCUACAGAACACGAAUUGGAACCGUGAUGAAAUGA
Molecule: messenger RNA, 326 nt
Organism: Amoebophrya sp. A120
Lineage: Eukaryota; Dinophyceae; Syndiniales; Amoebophryaceae
Source: the annotation of a GenBank genome assembly